UCAAGCACGCGCAGCUAAGCGCGUCCACGUGCUGUAUCAAGUGUGUGCGAGAUCGACACUGCAUCACAGCUCAUUCAAUUUCUAACCAGACGCCGACCAAUUCAGACAGCUAUGGCUUCCGGGGUGACAGUGACAGAUGACGUUAUCACAGUCUUCAACGAGAUGAAGGUGCGUAAGGCACAGGCGAACGAGGAUGAGAAGAAGAAGAGGAAGAAGGCGGUGCUGUUCUGCCUGAGCGAGGACAAGAAGCACAUCAUCCUGGAGGAGGGCCAAGAGAUCCUGACAGGAGAUGUGGGUGUCACGGUCCAGGACCCCUACCUGCACUUCGUCAAGAUGCUGCCCCCAGAUGACUGCCGUUACGCCCUCUACGACGCCACCUACGAGACCAAGGAGACCAAAAAAGAGGACCUGGUCUUCAUCUUCUGGGCCCCAGAUGGUGCUCCCCUGAAGAGCAAGAUGAUCUACGCCAGCUCAAAGGAUGCCAUCAAGAAGAAGUUCACAGGUAUCAAGCAUGAGUGGCAAGUGAACGGUUUGGAAGACAUCAAGGACCGGCGCACCCUUGCCGACAAGCUUGGCGGCUCAUCGGUAAUCACCCUGGAAGGAAGCCCUCUAUAAGUUUAGCCCCAGGCUUCAACUGAAGCCAGACAUCUGAAGGGGUUGGCUGUUCAUUCCAAUAUGGUUGGGAGGAGGGGCAAAGCAGGACCAGGAUCAUUUGUGGGACUGUUGGGGGGGGGGGGGGGGGGGGGAGAAAGUGACAGUUUUCAAAUUCCACAAAUGCAGCCUGUCAUUCCAGUUCACACGACAUGAUGACCACGAACAAAACGUACACUAAGAAAAAGCAAUAAAAAGAUAAAUAAAAUAAAAAAUAUAUAAAAUUGAUGAAGGAUGAUGAUGAUUAUGAAGACUAAAUAUGUAAAUGUUUGAGGACAGGGUUUUGUUCUGUCUGGAUUCCGCUAGAAUGACGAUCGCAGAGAAAAGGGACAGGGCAACAACUGUUACAAUUCCAACUUGGCUCCAGCAAGAUACUGUUCUUAAUUAUACAACUACCUUUUUUUGCCAAACUUCUAGUUAAGUUUUCUAAGUGUGUAGUUGAGACUAGGUGUAGUACAAGACCAUUAAUGCUUGAUCGAUAACACGUGACACAUCGACGUUCUCCGGGAGAGCACGGUUUAUUUGGGGGGGGGGGGUGAACAUGCAAAUUACACAACUUUUUAAUUGAGUCCAGUUAUUUUUAUUUCCAGUUCUGAGUUAAAUAAAACAUGGCAUUGAUGUAGUAAUUGAACACAUUCCUUAUACAACAGGAUCUGGUGGGGUUAGAAGUGUGAAGGUAAGAUGGGGGCAAUGUAUUUGAACAGCCAGUGUUCAGAAUUUAGACUGGUAUUGAAUGGUGGAUGUUUUGUAUCGUCUCCUUAUCUCUAAUAAAAAGGCACUAAACUAC
Messenger RNA from Salvelinus namaycush (lake trout), 1438 nucleotides. It is a transcript of the gene cfl1, whose product is annotated as cofilin 1. Gene Ontology annotation, molecular function: actin filament binding. Lineage: Eukaryota; Metazoa; Chordata; Actinopteri; Salmoniformes; Salmonidae. Gene Ontology annotation, biological process: cell motility; actin filament severing; actin filament fragmentation. Bases 112 to 615 code for a protein of 167 amino acids. The transcript has 4 exons. Gene Ontology annotation, cellular component: cytoplasm; actin cytoskeleton; actin cortical patch. The record is from RefSeq and is a predicted model, not a curated record.